Belonocnema kinseyi is the source of this 721-nucleotide messenger RNA. Its product is annotated as keratin-associated protein 6-2-like. The record is from RefSeq and is a predicted model, not a curated record. Bases 107 to 643 code for a protein of 178 amino acids. Lineage: Eukaryota; Metazoa; Arthropoda; Insecta; Hymenoptera; Cynipidae. The transcript has 2 exons.
UAACCUCUUGUACCCAAACUCGCGGAUAUAAAUGAAGAUAAUUCUAGAUGGAUUCCAUCAGAAGUGAUAGGAACCUUUCAAACGUAACAAGUGUCUAGUUAAGUUUAUGAGAUAUUUCAUUAUGGCUAGUACAAAAAUGAUUAUUUUCCUGGUGCUGGGAGUUGUGGCAUUUGCAGCAGCUUAUCCGUAUCAAUAUGGAGAAGAUAGAUAUGGUGGAUCCCGGGCUGGAGGUGGAGUUAAGGGAGGAUAUGGAUCACAUACUGGAGUCGGUCAAAAUAGUGGAUAUGGUUCUCAUAGCGGAAUUGGUCAAAACAGUGAAUAUGGUUCUCAUAGUGGAGGUGGACAUGAAGGAAAAUAUGGAUCCCAUAGUGGAGUUGAGCAAAAUAAUGGAUACGGUUCCCACAGUGGGGUUGGUCAAAAUAGUGGUUAUGGUUCCCAUACUGGAGUUGGCCAAAAUAAUGGAUAUGGUUCCCAUACUGGAGUUGAUCAAAAUAGUGGAUAUGGUUCCCAUAGUGGAAUUGGCCAAAAUGGUGGAUAUGGUUCCCAUAGUGGAGGUAGACAGGAAGAACAAUAUGGAUCUCAUGCUGGAAAUCAACAAGGAGUUAAAGGAGGACAUUACGGAGGACGUCAUGAUCUAUACUGAUCAAAAAAUCUCAUAAAUAAAUAAUUAAUAUUUCUUGUCUUUUAACAUAAAAUAAAAUUAUAAGAUCCUAAACCUGAA